UGCCAAUUUCGGGGGCAGUGAUCGUAGUAAUAGUGCUUUCAUGAAUCAUUAGUGUCAAUGAUAGCAGUCAUUCUUUGCCGAGUUCAGUAUAUGAGCAGUCAUCAUUGCUGGGCAGUAAGUUCUUCACUUAAUAUAGCUCGUGAGUCCCCGAAGUUUAUAAUUUUGCCAGCGUUUCGGACUCCUUUCCGCCUUACGCGCCUACAUUUACGUAUUUAAAUCCUUACCCCUCGUCGUCUUCUCAUUCUGAGGUCAAUUUCUUUGCAUGGAGUCAAAAUCCCUGGAUCCCACUGAAUGUCAACACACAAAGGUUCUAAACCGGCAUCAAACAUCCUCGAACCCGAGCACAAUCCUACGCCAUGGCUAUUCACAACAGAACAACCAAGUCGACAACCCCAAGUCCAAACGCAAAGGACACUAAGGACGAUGUUUCUCUUUCCCUAGAACUAGUUAUGGUAGUGGGCAUCGUUCUCAUUGGAGGUAUUGCCAUGAUAUUUGUGGUACACAAGACUGAGGGUUAUAGAGAACGAAAGAGACAGAGAAAGCUGCCUGAGGAGAUGAAUGGUAGCGGUGGCUCGGAAGCAUAGUACUCGUAUGAAUCAUAAAUAUGACUAGUACCAGUCAUUCUAGUCAUUCGUAGCCGAGUUAAAAUAUUGGGAGUCAUUAAGUCAUGGGGUUAAAGGCUAUCUAGUCGAUCGAAGUCCCCCGUUUUUCAAACUUUACCAACACUUCGAUAGCUCGUCAACAUUACUACUUUUCGAACACCAAAUAUCAACAUUUUAUUAGAUCGUACUACUUGAUCAUUAUCCACCUCGACAAGCAGUUCAUGUAUCUUAGUACUGGUACAUUAGUCUGGUUUGAAUUUCAUCGCUUUCAUAACGUCCUCACGCUCUCAAACACAGCUUCGCCCUUAACCGCUCUCACGCCGUAAAGACUUUACAGCUUUUACAUUUUGAUAGACUCUGCGCGUCGAAACUCUAUCCACCACUACACUUUGCUGCACUCCACCACACUGCACCGUACUUCAAAAAUAUCAAAGGCUCAGGUCAACAUUACCAUAAGUACAAACAGGCAACACACAACACACACA
Molecule: messenger RNA, 1087 nt
Organism: Sclerotinia trifoliorum
Lineage: Eukaryota; Fungi; Ascomycota; Leotiomycetes; Helotiales; Sclerotiniaceae
Source: the annotation of a GenBank genome assembly